AUCGAUAGCAAAGCAUAUGUUUUCCGUCUUUCCGAUUGCAACAAUGCAUAGGUAUUUACUCAACAUUUCUUACAUUGGCACGAGAUUUCGUGGUAUUCAAAAGACGAUAAACAAGUUGGAAGAAUCGCGUCUAGAUACGAAUUCAGUACAAGGUUGCUUAGAGUUAGCAUUGCGCGUUUUUCGUCCCGUCAACGAGAUCCAAACCGUGCUGUCCAGUCGCACAGAUGCCGGCGUACACGCCCUGCACUCGACUGUUCACGUCGAUUUGGAACGCAAUGAUGGCAAAUGCUAUGAUACGACGAUAUUGACGGGCGUGCUCAAUCGUACCCUGGACAAACAGAGCCUGCCCAUACGUGUGCUGAGCACCCAGCGUGUGGCAGAUACCUUCCAUUGUCGGUACCACGCCAUUGGACGCACCUAUUUGUACCGCAUUGCGGUGUCGAAGCAGAAAACAACCCUCCUGCCAGAUGCGAAGAGCAGUAGCUUAAGGAACAGAGCCUUCGAAGCAUUUUUACCCGUUGAGGAGUGGGACAGGUGCUACUUUCUGCAAAACAACAAUUUCGAUAUUGAGCGCUUAAUUGCCGCCUCGCGCAUGCUCAUUGGAGUCCACGACUAUCGCACAUUUAUGAGCGUCAGUAGACAAAAGAGUCCCAGCCGGGAUCAUCCCAUGUUCACAGUGCGCAAAAUCGAUGAGAUCAAUAUUCGUCCUGGUCGAAGCCUUGCAUUGGGCCCAAACGCAACGUUGGCAACAGAAAACUACGACUAUUGGGACAUAGAGAUCAAGGCCAAGUCCUUUCUGUACAAACAAGUGCGACGCAUUGUGGGCACGCUGCUGGCGCUGGCCGAGGGUCGAAUCGACGAACGGUGCAUCUACCAAAUGCUAACGAUUCCAUCCAAGCACAGCUGGGAUCAUCGCAUACAAAUUGCACCUGCGUGCGGUCUUUACUUGUGCCGUGUUCACUAUAGAGAUACGGCCUUUGAGCUUCCAGACGAAACGAUUGCUUAAAAUGAUUUUGCUCUAUGA
Messenger RNA from Drosophila navojoa, 1024 nucleotides. Its product is annotated as tRNA pseudouridine synthase-like 1. Lineage: Eukaryota; Metazoa; Arthropoda; Insecta; Diptera; Drosophilidae. Gene Ontology annotation, molecular function: pseudouridine synthase activity; RNA binding. Gene Ontology annotation, biological process: tRNA pseudouridine synthesis. The record is from RefSeq and is a predicted model, not a curated record.